CCGCUCGCGCCGCCGCCUCGGGCCCGCGCCGCGCUUCGCCGGGGCUGAGGAGAGGCCGGGCUCGUACCUUGCUGCCGCGGCGCGCCGUGUCGGGGAGGGCCGGCGGGAGGGAGAGCCGCUCGCGCCUCGGUCAGCUCGCGGAGUCGGAGCGGCGCCGCGCCGGGCCGCGUGAUCGUCGAGCCGACCUCGAGCCCUAAAGCGGCGGGAGAGCGCCGCGGGCCCCACCCAUCCGGGCCGAGGCAGCCGCGGCCAUGGCCGAGACGGAGGAGCGGAGCCUGGACAACUUCUUCGCCAAGAGGGACAAGAAGAAGAAGAAGGAGCGGGGCGGCCGGGCGGCCGGGGCGGCGGGCGCGGCGGGCGUGGGCGCCGGCGGCGGCGGCGGGAGCGGCGGCUCGGCGGGCUGCGGGGCGGGCGCUGGGGCCCGGCCGACGGACGGCGGCGCGGCGGGCGUGGGGGCCGCGGGAGCCGGGGCCGCCGCCAAGGCCGUGACCAAGGAUGAAGAUGAAUGGAAAGAGUUUGAACAAAAAGAGGUUGACUACAGCGGCCUUCGAGUUCAGGCAAUGCAAAUAAGCAGUGAAAAGGAAGAAGAUGAUACUGAGAAGAGGGAAGAUCCAGGUGAUCACUGGGAAGAAGGUGGAGGUGGCGGUGGUGGCGUAGAAAAAUCUUCAGGCCCCUGGAACAAAACGGCUCCGGUACAGGCAGCUCCCGCUCCAGUAGUUGUUACAGAAACUCCAGAACCAGCGAUGUCCAGCGGUGUGUAUAGGCCACCUGGAGCCAGGCUAACCACAACCAGGAGAACGCCACAGGGGCCACCGGAGAUCUACAGUGACACACAGUUCCCAUCCUUGCAGUCCACUGCCAAGCACGCAGAAAGCCGGAAGGAUAAAGAAAUGGAGAAGAGCUAUGAAGUAGUAAGGCACAAAAAUAGAGGUAGAGAUGAGGUUUCCAAAAACCAGGCCCUUAAGCUCCAGCUAGACAACCAGUAUGCUGUGCUGGAGAACCAGAAAAGCAGCCGCAUGCAGUGCAAUUGAGGGAUGGUCUUUGCUAGCCCUCCUAAGGUCGUGAGCCCACAGCUGAGCGCCACGAGCAGCCCUUCAUCACCUGAGCUCUACUGGAUCUGCAGCGCCCGAUGCAAAAAGUGACCUGGCCCUAUUGCCCUCUGCAAGUUAAAGUGCCACAACUGCUCUCUGUGUGGGAUGUAGGGGAGUUUUCAUUUGUUACCAAAAAAAAAAAAAGAGGGGGUGUGCUAGAUUUAGGAGUGCUUUCAUAAUUACUCUGCAAAUUCAAAAUUCAAUCCCCCACAGCUAGUGGUCAUUUCCAAAUCUUUUUAUGUUCAGAUACUGAGCCUCCAUCAGGGUUGACUACCUCAGACUUGCUGCCCUCCUUGUGGACUUCCUGUGGAUCCCAGCUCUGGAUAAGAAGGUUACAGCUGUUGGGUGUUGAAGCAAACAAUGAAACUAGCCCUGCUGGGUUCCUACGAGAAAGUCAGCCGCCUGGGUUCUGAUCUGCUGUAAAAGAUGAAGAUUGAAGUGACCUUAACUGACCUGUCCUGGGCCCCACCCGUAAGAAAUACUCUGCAGUAGGCUGUGGCCACAUACACUUCCUGGAACAUACUGCUCUCAAAAGACCUGCUUGUUCCCAUCAUCUUUAGGGCUGUGGUUCAUCCUUUCAACCAAGGUUGUAUUUCAAAGGUAACCAGAUUUGGUAAUCCAACUUGGGUCCACAAAAUGGGAAAGAGGAUGGGGAUGAGAAUGAUUUUUUCUAAGUAAUUUUUUUUUUUUCAAUUUGCAUAGUGCUCCACAUUAAGGCCUUUCUUGCUUUGACUUAGAGUAAGUUCUUUGAUAGAGCUUAUUCUAAGUAAAUAACCUGAAAUAUGCAUUAGAAUUGUAAAAUGUGUCAUGACUUUGCCAAUCCCCAGAGCAGAACCAAAUUGCCUGUGUGGAGGGGAGUGGCUGCUGGAGGCUCUCCCCCAGGUGCUGCUACAGCCUCUGAUCAGGUCUGAAUUGCGGUGUCCAUGGCUGGGAGAGUGGUACCUGCUCGGGUGAAGAGAGGUGCUGCUCUGUCCUUACACAUUCAGAGAAACAAGAGCAAAACUCCCCCUGAAACCAUUCAUGCUUCUUGCAUCACCUAGACAUCUGUCCAGAUUUUUAAGGUGGUGGACACAACAGGUGCCCGUUGGCUCCGUGGGUUCCAUGAUCCACCGUUUGGUGCAUCUGGUCACUGCUCAUUUGGAGAGUCAAGGGUAAAGGCGGUGUAGCACUUCUGCUUGUAAUCGUUAACAGCCUAAGACAUCCAGUCGUCUUUAGUCCUUGAGAGGGACUGGAGGAAGCCAGCCAGGCUUACUGAGAGAUGCCUCCCACCACGUGAGAUAUUCUGGCAGUUUUCUGAUUUUGUAUCUUGGGUUCAGUAGAAACUGCACAGUGGUAUGGAACCGCUUGAUGCAGAGUCUAGGUUUCUCUAAUCUCUUAGCUAAGUGCGGGAGCUGCAGAGAAUGAAGCAAAUGGGCGGGCGACGCCAUGCGGUGUGCUGACAUCUUCCUCUGCGCCAGUGUGGUGCAAGGACGGACCCCUAGCCGGGCUGCAGCAGCGUCCGACGGUCGGCCAGCUGCUCUGGGUAAUGAUGUUGCCGAAGGGUAGGACUGCGUGCACGCCCACGUGCGUGUGUAUGUGUGUGUGUGAGCCAGCCACAGUGGAGCUGGAUGGUGAAACAGGAAACAAGAGGCUAAAACUAAGGACAUCAUUUGGGACCCGGAAAGCUUAGUAAAUUAUCCCUUGGACCAUGAGCCACAUAUUUCCCCUGAGACAUAUACAUUUUUUUUCCAGCAAAAUUUUUGUUGGAUCUAUGACAGAGAAAUGAACUGAGAUGUAUAUGUGAGGUUUUAUUUACUGUGUUAGAUAUCUGAAGACCUGCAGCAGAUUUAAAUUCCAACUCAUAAAUUUUUAAAGGAAUGUGAAAUGAUCCAAAUGCUCAUGAAUCAAGUUUUCAUUACUGUAUGGUGGGUGGAUGAGGCUGUCCAUUUGACCAUUUCUUUGGAUUCUCAGGCAUGGUUUCGCAGUGCAAGAACUCUGUAACAUUAACAAAUUCAAUAAAAACUAAAUAUAUGAA
This is a messenger RNA of Ochotona curzoniae (black-lipped pika), 3105 nucleotides long. RefSeq names its product CDV3 homolog (gene CDV3). The record is from RefSeq and is a predicted model, not a curated record. Gene Ontology annotation, cellular component: cytoplasm. The transcript has 6 exons. NCBI's taxonomy places the organism in Eukaryota, Metazoa, Chordata, Mammalia, Lagomorpha, Ochotonidae. The coding region runs from base 252 to 1031 and encodes 259 amino acids.